AGUGAUUCAGCAGUGAUUCAGUCGGUAUUCUCUCUUUUUUGAGCUUCAAUUCAGUGCAUUCAGUGAAUCCAAUUGAAUGUAAUGUUAUACUCAAUUAUGAAACUUUGCUCAUGAUUCAAGCAGUCGCACAAUUCCCAGCACAACAUCACAACACGAAUAAGCGGUCAACCAUGACGAUCCUCGAUGAUCACAACGCUUUGGACAAGAGACACAAACUAGGCGAAACAUAAUAUCCACUAUGGGCCAACACGGCAAAUCGCAAAUGGCAGACCUCACGAUGGAGCCGGCAGUCCACAAUGACUGGCCCAGCAAGACAACACCAUUGUUUAGAGGCGGACUGUCCAGCAGUUCAGGCUAUUCGACCCCUCCCCAGCACGAUCCCAUUCCUUCGUCCUUCAUCCCAGCAUCGAUCAAUUUAAUUGAUACAUAAUUCUACCAUGGCUACCAACGCCAGCUCACAGCUUUUCCAGCCUCUGGCUAUCGCCAAUGGCAAGAUUACGCUCAGCCAUCGUGUGGUUCAUGCCCCGUUGACUCGCAACCGGGGUGUUCCUCUAAAUGCCACCAGUACUCCUGAGAAUCCCAAUCGCAUUUGGAUUCCGGGGGAUCUGAUCGCUGAAUAUUACAGCCAGCGCACGACCAAGGGAGGGUUGAUUAUUUCCGAGGGCAUUCCCCCUUCUCUCGAGAGCAAUGGCAUGCCCGGUGUCCCCGGUAUCUUCAUCCCUGAACAAGCAGCCGGAUGGAAGAAAGUCGUCGACGCCGUCCAUGCCAAAGGAGGCAUCAUCUACGCCCAAUUGUGGCACGCUGGCCGUACCACAAUUCCCCAUAUGACUGGAUCUCCUGUCGUCGCUCCCUCUGCCACACCUUGGGACUCGCCGACUGAAUGCUUCCCGUAUCCCCCGGUUGGUUCGACAGAGCAGGUGAAGUAUGUGGACCACCCGCCCAUUGAAAUGACAGUCGAACACAUCCAGCAGACCAUCAAAGACUACUGCACCGCCGCGAAAACAGCCAUGGAUGCUGGCUUUGACGGUGUGGAAAUCCACGGCGGCAAUGGAUAUCUGCCUGAGCAGUUCCUCAGUUCCAACGUCAACAAGCGCACAGAUGCGUACGGUGGCACGCCCGAGAAGCGAUGCACCUUUGUCUUGGAGUUGAUGGAUGCUCUGGCCCAAACGAUCGGCGAGGAGAACACGGCCAUUCGCCUCUCGCCAUUUGGACUCUUCAACCAAGCGCGCGGCGAGCAGCGCGUCGAAACCUGGACAUAUCUGUGCGAGAAGCUGAAAGAGUCUCACCCGGCCAUGUCCUAUGUCAGCUUCCUCGAGCCUCGCUACGAACAAGUCUUCAGCUACGAAGAAAAAGACCAAUUCCUACGCAGCUGGGGCCUGGAAGCCGUCAACCUCGACCGAUUCCGGAAGAUCUUCGGCUCCACCCCCUUCUUUUCCGCGGGAGGCUUCAACGACCAGAACUCCUGGGGCGUUGUGGAAUCGGGCAAGUAUGAUGCCAUCGUGUACGGGCGGUACUUUACCAGUAACCCGGACUUGGUGCAGAGGUUGGAGAAGGGGAUUCCGCUGGAGCCGUACGAUCGGGCUCGGUUUUAUGGGCCGUUUGAGGAUAAUGCGUUCCAUUAUACGGAUUAUGUGGCUGCUAAUGCGGGAGCUAGUAGUUGUUCUAUUGUAUGAAAUGGGUGUAAUGAGUUAAUUUAGUUGAUUCAGAAUUGACAAUGUUUGAUGUUGUUGUGAGGCUGAGAAGUUGCUUUUGAUAACCCCUGC
Aspergillus wentii DTO 134E9 is the source of this 1763-nucleotide messenger RNA. RefSeq names its product alkene reductase. Gene Ontology annotation, molecular function: FMN binding; oxidoreductase activity. Lineage: Eukaryota; Fungi; Ascomycota; Eurotiomycetes; Eurotiales; Aspergillaceae. The coding region runs from base 438 to 1673 and encodes 411 amino acids. The transcript is spliced from 3 exons. The record is from RefSeq and is a predicted model, not a curated record.